Cooperia oncophora is the source of this 471-nucleotide messenger RNA. NCBI's taxonomy places the organism in Eukaryota, Metazoa, Nematoda, Chromadorea, Rhabditida, Trichostrongylidae. The record is from the annotation of a GenBank genome assembly.
AUGUGGAGGAAGAAGCCUAAACUAUACACCCUGGACUCCGAAAAUGUGAUUGCGUUUCUGGAAGACUAUGAUCAGGAGCGUGUGUUGCUUUUAACAAAAUCGUGGACUGAAGAUAGUGCGGAAUUUGAGCGCAACUUCCGCAAAGCUAUGAAGAGUCAGAGGUCAGAUGUGAUCUUCGCCAUGUUGAAUAGUGAUGUGGACGAGUACUCACUGGUCCUGGACGAGUUACAAUUGGAAAAAGAGCACUUACCGGCCCUGUGUUACAUGGGUAUUGGCGAGGAUCUCCAGGUCUGCCCACUGAGCGACUCAUCUGUCGGAUAUAUCGAAUCGGUGCUGCGAUCAUUGCUCGAAUCGGAAUCAGAAGACGAAUCUGACGAGUCAGUGGAGACCGAAAGUUCACUGCUUAAGGAUGUGGUCGACUCAAUCUUGAACCAAGAAAAUAGGGAAACCCAGGACAAGAAAGAUAACUGA